Molecule: messenger RNA, 2822 nt
Organism: Clarias gariepinus (North African catfish)
Lineage: Eukaryota; Metazoa; Chordata; Actinopteri; Siluriformes; Clariidae
Gene: mob1a
Product: MOB kinase activator 1A
Exons: 6
Coding region: 221-871 (216 amino acids)
Biological process (GO): positive regulation of protein phosphorylation; hippo signaling
Cellular component (GO): cytoplasm; nucleus
Molecular function (GO): protein kinase activator activity
Source: RefSeq, a predicted model, not a curated record
GUCUUAGCUGUUUCCUUUUUCUCUGCGGCGGUGUAAACACUUCCUGUUCCAGUGCGGUUUCAUCUUCGCUUUAUGUAAAGUGUUAAAACUUAAGCCAGUUCGUUAUUUACAUUUGGUUAAUUGCUCAAUCAAGACUUUUAUUAAGACUUAUUUUUUUUUUCUUUGAGUAAUUUGGACUUCACGGUGUCUCGAAGCUUCGUUGGAAGCAAAGUUAACGGAAAUGAGCUUCUUAUUUGGCAGUCGGUCCUCGAAGACGUUCAAACCAAAGAAAAACAUUCCAGAGGGUUCUCACCAGUAUGAGCUCUUGAAACAUGCUGAAGCAACACUUGGAAGUGGUAACCUUCGAGCUGCUGUGAUGUUACCGGAAGGAGAAGACCUUAAUGAAUGGAUCGCUGUUAAUACUGUCGACUUCUUCAAUCAGAUCAACAUGCUAUAUGGGACCAUCACUGAAUUCUGCACUGAAACCAACUGCCCUGUCAUGUCUGCAGGGCCCAAGUAUGAAUAUCACUGGGCUGAUGGUACCAACAUAAAGAAACCAAUCAAAUGCUCAGCUCCCAAAUACAUUGACUACUUGAUGACUUGGGUCCAAGAUCAGCUGGAUGAUGAAACAUUGUUUCCUUCCAAAAUUGGUGUGCCUUUCCCAAAAAACUUCAUGUCAGUGGCUAAAACUAUUCUGAAGCGUUUAUUUAGAGUCUAUGCUCAUAUUUACCACCAGCACUUUGACUCUGUUAUGCAGCUACAGGAAGAGGCCCAUCUCAAUACUUCCUUCAAACAUUUCAUUUUCUUUGUGCAGGAAUUCAACCUGAUUGACCGCAGAGAACUGGUUCCUCUGCAGGAACUUAUCGAGAAACUAGGCACCAAGGACAGAUAAAAACAUACAAACAUAUAUCACUGAGAUUUUUCUUCUUUUGUUCAGAGAAUUUUUAAACCACAGUCAUUAUAGUUUAGGAAUAGAAGUAUAUGUGCUAACUGUAGAAUUACAGUGUUUAUUUACCUGUGCAUUUUAGGAUGAGCUGGUUUUUGGCUUUGUUUUUUGUCAGGCUUUUUUUAUUUGGGUUGUAUGAACAGUACAGAUGUUGGACAAGUAGAUAAGAAAUAGAAACCAGAUAGAACCUGCAGGCAGAUUUAUGUUUUAAAUGUUUCUUAUAGGGUUAUAUUCAAGCAUUUUAUUUUAAUUCUUUUGUAUAAUAGGGAAAAUAAUACAACAUGUCUUUUACUUUUUUAUUGAAGAUAGCUGAAGUAAAAUGUUAUUGGUAUCAUAUUUGUCUACUUGCUAGGGUCUAACAUUCUUUUAAAAGCCAAAAUGGACAUACUGUCAGUCAGCAAUUUUUGUCUUAAACUUUAGACUAAAACAGUAAUGUUACUGUCUACAAGAUUUGAUUUGUGUACAAAAUGGAGAUUCCUUCUUAUUUUAACUAUGACCAAAUAUAUUUUUUCAUGUAAUAUGAAGCAUUUUUCAUGUAUAUGAAGCAUUGAAAACCUAAAUUUCUUUUUUUUUUUUUUUUUUGUAUGUUAUGCAGAUCUUUUCAGGACAAUUUUUUUAAAAGAUAAUUAAAACUGUAUUUGCAACAGUAUUAGACUUUGAUUUAUAAGUAUAACAAUUGAAAUGAUCUUGACAGGACUUGCAGUAUAAAUGAAAACUUUAAAAAGUAAAAGAAAAAACAACAUAAAAUUCUUGAAUUUAAAAGUGAUUACAGUGGAACCUUGGAUGUCGAUUGCAAGAGUGUGUGUGUAAAGGGGCACGAUGUCAAAUUACGGCACGCGCACACAACGAGAGAGUGGGAGAAAAUUGAUAUUUAACCUCUCUAAUGAGACUUUCUUUUGCUUUACACGCGUGCACACGUGUUAUAAGAAACAGUACACGCGUGCUGUACACACGAGCUUACAAACACAAAAUAAAAUAUGUUUUACAUGCGCACACACGUGGUCACAGUGUUAUAGUAAACAGUACAAGCGUGCACUGAUGUUAAUUAUACCAGUGAGAGACGUGCACUAAGACCCAGCAGGGGAGACGAUUACCCACAAUUCCGCAGCACAAGAGAGAAAAACCAUUGGCUCAGUUGUGAUGACGUGACGCUUGGCAUCAAAACAAGAAGCACAUGCGUGAUACAUAAUACUCGUAAACCAAGACUUACUCUUUUCAAGUCAAAAUUUAUUUAAAAAAUCUUUGCUCGUCUUGCGGAACACUCGGAAACUGCGUUACUCUCAAUCCAAGGUUCCACUGUACUAGUUUAGUAUUUCUUAUCUUUUAACCUCUGUUUUGAGCUGUUUUCUUAUAAAUUAUGACUAUUUUUUCGAUCAAGAAGGGACACAAUCUCAAAAAUUCAUAGUUUACAUUCUUUGUUGUCUGUUUAGAGUCCUUAUUAUCAGAGGAUGUUUCUAUUGUAAAUGAUAGUCUUAACAGCAUUUUUAUUGAUAAUAGCAUUAAAAGCAUUAAAGGAAAAUACACUCCUUUAAAAAAUACAUGUAGAUACCUUCUGGGUUUACCUGCUGUUUCUCUAUGGAUAAGAGAAUGUUUUCACAGUGUCAAAAUGUGAUACUAGUAAAAGAAAAGAUAUAGAAUUUUUUUUUUCUAAUUAUAAAGGGGAACUGGUUGCUCAGUGGUGGGUGUUUGACCUGCCAUGCAGAAUCCCUGGGUUCAAUUACCAGCCAGUGCCCAAACCCCAGCCACUGGAUGUAGUGCUGGUCUCAAGCGCGGGUAAAAUGGGAGGGUUGCAUGAGGAAGGGCAUCCAGCGUAAUAAUUGGGUUAAGCUUGUGUAUGCGGACUGGAUGGUCUGCUGUGGCGACCCCUUGCUGGGAGCACCCGAAAAGACCACCAAGA